AUGCGCGGAUACGACGUCAAGCCUGUUCAAAACCCCGGGCACUUGCUGUACCCGUUUUUCAAGGACCUGCCGCCCAAAUACGUGGACUACGUGGACGCCAAGGACCUGGGCAACUACAGCUACACGUACGCGAUCAGUGGGGGACUGGCCACCAUCUACCAGUACUGCGGCUCGUCGACGACUCUGGAGGCUACGAAGACACCUACAAGCUUACUGGCCGGUGAGCGUGAGAGUCAAGCGCGUGGUGAACGUCUGUGCCCCAUCACGAAGCCAGGGACCGCUUAUGAUGACGCCGUCAAGCGCUGGUCCAUUGCCCUCUUCGAAUCCGCUCGAAUCGUGGGCUACAGCGAGUCCGCAGCCAGGGAGCAGAUGGAGAUGGCGCUGUGUCAGUACCAUGCCGACUGUCUCGGAGGUGUCCCGGACUACACGGACCUCUUCCGAGCCAACUUCGGCGUCGAGGGCCACCCGCGCUGCUACACUUUGCUGCAGUACUUGAAGUCCGGCGAUCGAGUCAUCGGCAUCCCCAAGUGGAAGGACAUCACGACCCGAUUCUUCCCCUGUGCUGCGUACAAGAAGAGAACCCAGACGGCGUUCGAGAAGGCGGUGGACAAGUACGCGAGCACGAAAUCCUAA
Molecule: messenger RNA, 633 nt
Organism: Phytophthora sojae
Lineage: Eukaryota; Oomycota; Peronosporomycetes; Peronosporales; Peronosporaceae
Exons: 1
Coding region: 1-633 (210 amino acids)
Source: RefSeq, a predicted model, not a curated record